AUGAAGGAAGCGAUCGUUGCGAAAGGCCCCAAGGUCACGAUUCACCAUGUGCCAGUACCACGAGCAGGACCAGGACAAGUGGUCACAAAGGUAGUAUACAGUGGUAGCAACCCCAAAGACUGGAAGCGCGCAGCAAUGCGAGAUGCCCAACCUGCGAAUCAAGGCGAUGACAUCUCAGGCGUUGUGCACGAGGUCGGCGAGGGCGUCAUUGAGUUUAAGCCCGGCGAUCGCGUCUUUGCCUUCCACGAAAUGCUCAAGCCGGGAGGAAGCUACGCAGAAUAUGCUCUUUCAUGGGCCGCGACAACGGCGCACCUGCCAGAGAAUAUAUCCUUCCAAGAAGGCGCCGCGAUUCCUCUCGCAGCACUCACAGCCGCUGUAGGACUCUUCGCCCGACUCCAGCUUCCGCCGCCCUUCCUCCCUCGACCGAAAGACUCAAACCCCUUACCACUAAUCAUCUACGGCGCUGCAUCUGCAGUAGGUUCCUACGCCGUACAACUUGCAACUCGCGCGAAUAUCCACCCAUUGCUCUGCGUCGCAGGAAACGGCGCUGCCCACGUUGAGAAAUACAUCGAUCGAAGGAAAGGCGACACCAUAAUCGACUACCGAAACGGCAACGACGAAGUCGUCAAAAAUCUCAAAGAAGCAGCACAAGACAAAAAGCUAGAAUACGCCUUCGACGCCGUCAGCGAAAAAGGCAGCGUCCAAAACCUCGCCCAAGUCCUCGCUCAAGAAACCGGACAAGUGACAUUCGUCUUACCAGGCAAGAAAUACGAUCUCCCAGGGAAAAUCCGACACACCCUCACCACGGUCGGAUCCGUGCACGGCUUCCCUGACGAUCUCAAAGACUUUGGAUACGUGUAUUUCCGGUAUAUCGCCAAAGGGUUGCAAGAGGGAUGGUUCAAAGCUCAGCCGCAAGAAGUUAUACCUGGUGGGCUGGAAGGUGUUGAGCAGGGAUUGCGGAAUCUUAAGGAGGGGAGGGCUUCGGCUGUGAAAUAUGUUUUUAAAAUCGAGGAUACUCCGGGACUUACAGAGUAG
Molecule: messenger RNA, 1035 nt
Organism: Pseudocercospora fijiensis CIRAD86
Lineage: Eukaryota; Fungi; Ascomycota; Dothideomycetes; Mycosphaerellales; Mycosphaerellaceae
Exons: 2
Coding region: 1-1035 (344 amino acids)
Molecular function (GO): oxidoreductase activity, acting on NAD(P)H
Source: RefSeq, a predicted model, not a curated record